Messenger RNA from Brassica napus (rape), 1236 nucleotides. Its product is annotated as pumilio homolog 6, chloroplastic-like. The transcript has 5 exons. Gene Ontology annotation, molecular function: RNA binding. NCBI's taxonomy places the organism in Eukaryota, Viridiplantae, Streptophyta, Magnoliopsida, Brassicales, Brassicaceae. The record is from RefSeq and is a predicted model, not a curated record. Bases 354 to 740 code for a protein of 128 amino acids.
GCUACCUUGACUCUCCAUCUUCUUCUUCUUCAUUGAUCGUUUCUAAUAUUCUCUGGCCACUCCUUAUGCGAUUCUCAUCCGCACACUUACCAUAAAUAAGAUUAAUGAGUCCAUCCUGCAUCUAAUGCGAUCCAGGCCUUUGGAAUCCCUCUCCCUCCUUCAUAUAUAUCUUCAGUGUGAAAUCAUCAGGAAUUGGAUUUUCAGAUACGACGGUGAAUGUCUCCGUCGACGAUUUUCAGAGAAUCACCUGGGUAUAGCCGACUAUCACCACGCCGCCAAUUUCGUGGACGUCUCCAUCUACAUCAUCAUAUUCGGUGGCGCUAAGUUCAGCCCUUCCGGCAACACCGACUUCUAUGCCGCCGGUUAUACUCUUUUCACUUUGGCUACCAAGCUGCCUGCUCAGAUAUACUAAUAAUCUAAGAUCCAGAACAUCAUCGAAAUUUCUGGACUUGAGUCUGAAACUUGGCAAAAGCUUGAGAAUUGUAAUUUGUAAUCCAGAAGGAAAAGCAGCUGACUUUAGGUUGUCCCUUUCCUUAGUUAUUCGAAUAGGGAAAUCAGCAAGCGUGUCAUCUCACGGAGAAAUAGUUCCACUUAGUAUGCAGAUGUAUGGUUGUAAAGUGCUACAAAAGGCCCUUGAUGUCAUAGAACCUGAUAAGAGAGUUCGUUGGGAAACCGGGCAGGUCAUGAGAUGUGUUCAGACACCAAAACAGAAACCAGGAGCUCUUGAAAUGCAUCGAUAAUACUUCUUCAGACUGUUGGAUCGAUGUUACCUGAGGUUUUUAACUAAGGCUAUGUGGGAUGACAUUGGAGUCACGCAGAUUGGGACUGUUCAAGAAAAGAGAAUUUUUUAUAGACUUCAGAUAUCAAACGUGUCUCUUUGUUUCAGGGGAAGUGCUUAUUUUUAGCAGUGUUUGUUUUCCUUAUGUAUAAAAUGUGCUCUGCAUGAUGAUUCUAGCUGAGUUUGUUUUGGCUUCAUCAAGUUUCUGUUUAAAUGGUUCAAAUAUAGCUGUUCUAUUUUGUGAGCAUUCAAAACUCUCAUUCUCGGGUUGGUGCCCACAAGAAGCACGCAUGUCUGAUGGUAUGCUAAGUGCAACAGUGAAAUUAACUGAUAACUUGAUCAUCAAGGCGAAUGCUCAAGUAAGUGCUACCACCAGAGAUUUUGUUUGUUCUAUGGUGUACAACUGUACUUUCAUUCCAUAAAGUAUUAUAUUUAGAAACUCUUAUAUUUAACAAAUU